UGACUCCAUGAGAGAGAGAGAGAGAGAUCAGAAGCUUGUGAUAUACAUUUGUUACUCUCAGCUGAUGCCGCUGCGGUGCAACAGCAACGCCACCCAUUGAAGCCGAAGGCCACCCAUGAGAGCCUUUACUUCCUCUUCCAAGUUCCAACUCUAGUGGAUCAUUCUUAUCUCGGCCAGAGGAUGGGGAAGCUAGAAAUCAUUGCUUCUCAUUCGAGGUUUCUUGGUUUUAGGUUUUAUGGAGGGGGUAUCUAGCUACCUAGGGACUGUCCGCAUAUUAAUAUCACAUACUAGGUUUCAUGGAACUGAAAUUUUGUAGAGAGAGAAACCCAAAAGGUCCUGUCAUCCUUAAUUCCUAUGCUCUUAUUAGUCCUAUCAUCCUAAUUAGUAUCUUUCAUUAAUUAAACCUUUUGCCUUUCUUGAAUUAUAGAAUAAAAAGCUAGAAGUUUUUCUUUCCAGGGUUCCAAUUUCUUUCUGGUUAUAUUUCUUUCCUUGUUUUCCUAAGUAUCUUUCAGGCUUUCACCUGCUCACUAUGGAGGAAUAUAAUAAUAAUAAUAAUCAAGUGAGUGAGAAUAAUAAUAAUAAUAAUAGUACGAGCAGAAGAGGGUGUAGUUUCUUAUAUGGUGGAGGAGGUCCUCCUGUUCUUGCACCCAAUUCAUCAUCAGUGUAUGGAAGAAGUAGCAGUUCCUCCGAUCAGGAGCACGUCACUCAUGCCCAGCUUCCAAUGAACUCUUUCCAUCAUCAUCAAUCGGGUGAGUGCUUUAUCUCUGAAGCUCCUCCGAUCGUAAAGACCGAAGCGAGCGGCGGCGGUGGCUCUCAAUAUAACCAGGAAUUUCAUUAUGCCUCAGCCGCUGCUAGAGGAGGAGGAGGAGAUGGUGGAGGAGGGAACGGGAGCUCAAGCGAAGCUGAAGCCAUUAAGGCUAAGAUCAUUGCCCAUCCUCAGUAUUCAAACCUUCUCGAAGCUUACAUGGAAUGUCAAAAGGUAGGAGCUCCACCAGAAGUGGUAGCUCGGCUCACGGCUGUUCAUCGGGAGCUGGAAACACGGCACCGAUCAUCCGUCAUUUGCAGAGAUUCUUCAGUGGAUCCGGAACUCGAUCAGUUCAUGGAAGCCUACUAUGAUAUGCUGGUGAAGUAUAGGGAGGAGCUGAUGAGGCCUAUACAAGAGGCCAUGGAAUUCAUGCGGAGGGUCGAGGCGCAGCUUACUACGCUCACUCAUGGCUCUAUCAGGAAUUUUUCCUCAGAUGAGAAAUGUGAAGGUGUAGGUUCAUCUGAAGAAGAUCAAGACAACAGUGGGGGAGAAACGGAGCCCCCUGAGAUUGAUCCACGGGCUGAAGAUAGGGAAUUAAAGAAUCACCUGUUGAAGAAGUAUAGUGGCUACUUAAGCAGCCUCAAGCAGGAACUUUCUAAGAAAAAGAAGAAAGGGAAACUUCCCAAGGAUGCAAGGCAAAAGCUGCUUAAUUGGUGGGAACUACACUACAAAUGGCCAUAUCCAUCGGAGACAGAGAAGGUUGCCUUGGCAGAAUCAACUGGUUUGGAUCAGAAGCAAAUCAAUAACUGGUUCAUUAAUCAGAGAAAAAGACACUGGAAACCAUCUGAAGACAUGCAAUUUGUGGUUAUGGAUGGCCUACAUGCCCAGAAUACCGCUCUCUAUAUGGAGGGUCAUUUCAUGAGUGAUGGUUCUUACCGUUUGGGCCCAUGAUCAUGACCAGAAGGAAGGGUAAGGGUAAUGAUCAGUUACCCUCUAUGGGGGGGUGGGGUGUUCAAUUGAAGGGUUGGUUAGUUUUGGCCUAUUGGCUUAGCACUGUAAGACACCAUCCUAUACAAUAGUAAAGUAAUGAUCCUAUUGUAAAGUGCUUAUGUUCUUAUUAUUAUAAGUUUCUUUUACUUUUGUUGCUCUCAUGAAGAUGAUUCAAAUGAUGUAAGCAAUUUAUUGAGGUUACUUUAUGUUCGUGUAGUUUGCUGCCUAAGAUCUAAAGCUAUAUUUUUUGGAGUA
Molecule: messenger RNA, 1990 nt
Organism: Macadamia integrifolia
Lineage: Eukaryota; Viridiplantae; Streptophyta; Magnoliopsida; Proteales; Proteaceae
Product: homeotic protein knotted-1-like
Exons: 5
Coding region: 530-1696 (388 amino acids)
Biological process (GO): regulation of DNA-templated transcription
Cellular component (GO): nucleus
Molecular function (GO): DNA-binding transcription factor activity, RNA polymerase II-specific; DNA binding
Source: RefSeq, a predicted model, not a curated record